UGGCCAAAACACCCUCAGAACGGCUUCACAAUGAUUGGAAAGAUGCUUUCUGUUUCUGGCGCCCUUGUCGUGUUCUGCCUUCUCGUUGAGAAAAUUUCCGGACAUGGAAUGAUGAUGGAACCACCAAACCGCAGCUCUUUGUGGCGGUUUGACCCAACGGCACCUCCAAAUUACGACGAUAACCAGAAUUUCUGUGGCGGAGUGGCUGUCCAAUGGAAACAAUUUAACGGCAAAUGUGGCGUUUGCGGCGAUAUCUACGACGCUCCGCAUCCGCAAGACAACGAAAAUACAGGGACUUAUGGUCAAGGGAAGGUUGUACGGACGUAUAAUUCGGGAAGUGUGGUUGAUAUCACGAUUAAUUUGACGGCUAAUCAUAUGGGAUAUUUCAACUUCAGUGUGUGUGUUUUGCAAGAUCCAAACGCCCCGGAAUCGGGAGAAGAGUGUUUCCAACCCAUUACUCUUGCAAAUGGCGAGCCGAGAUACUACAUUCAAUCUACCGACAAGACUUUGAUUGUUGAUACUCAAGUUAAGUUGCCUGAUGGCUUGAAGUGCGACAGAUGUGUCCUGCGUUGGCAUUACAAUUGUGGCAACAGUUGGGGACAAUGCGAUGAUGGCAGUUACGCCGAAGGAUGUGGGCCUCAAGAAACUUUCAGGUCGUGUGCUGAUGUUGCGAUAGUGUAGUUUGAUAAACUUUUUGUACAAAAAUGUAAAUAGAUCAAUAAAUAAAUAAGCAAUGCAA
This is a messenger RNA of Tribolium castaneum (red flour beetle), 739 nucleotides long. RefSeq lists its product as hypothetical. The transcript is spliced from 4 exons. NCBI's taxonomy places the organism in Eukaryota, Metazoa, Arthropoda, Insecta, Coleoptera, Tenebrionidae. The record is from RefSeq and is a predicted model, not a curated record. The coding region runs from base 31 to 681 and encodes 216 amino acids.